CACAAAUGUACAAAGAACCAUCAACCACCGUUGCCUCAAUAAUAUUGGGUACUGGCACCAACGCCGCUUGCAUCGUUCCUAUCGCAGAGAUCCAAAGGCCAUCUUUCUCCUUUCCACAGACAUCUGCGUCUGACAGAAUGGUCAUUAACAUGGAAUGGAGUCUCAUGGGAGCAGACUUUCUCGCCUUCACAGACUAUGAUAGGCAACUGGAUAAAGACCGCAAACCUGGAUUCCAACCGUUCGAGAAAAUGAUCAGUGGAUAUUACUUGCACGAACUAGUGAGACUGGCAAUCGUUGAUUUUGUGGAUAAGAAGGAACUAUUUGGAGGCGUUCUUCCUAGCGGGAUGGAAAGGAAAUAUAGCUUUACUAGUGAGCUCAUGAGUGACUUUGAGAGAUGCUCUAUAGACCGUCCUGAAGAGCUGAUAUCGAAACUCUCCUCACGUUAUCAACUUCCCGAUGACAUAAAAGUGAGAGACCUCGAAAUAAUUCAGUCAAUAGUCAAAUGUUUCUCCAGGAGAUCGGCUCAGCUCGUUGCUGCUGGCAUUGCGGCUCUUGUUGAAUUCACGCAUCCCGAAGCUACAGCAACAGAUGUCACGAUUGGGAUCGAUGGAUCUGUGCAUUCUCAUUACCAUGGUUAUUCUGAUAUGCUGACGAACGAGGUGGAGAGUUUAACGAGGACCAGAGUUAGAAUUUCAGAAGUUAAAGAUGGCGGAUGUGUAGGAGCUGCUAUUGUCGCUAUGUUAUAUGCUAAAAAGUCAAUGUAA
This is a messenger RNA of Paraglomus occultum, 764 nucleotides long. The record is from the annotation of a GenBank genome assembly. NCBI's taxonomy places the organism in Eukaryota, Fungi, Glomeromycota, Glomeromycetes, Paraglomerales, Paraglomeraceae.